Messenger RNA from Closterium sp. NIES-65, 753 nucleotides. The record is from the annotation of a GenBank genome assembly. Lineage: Eukaryota; Viridiplantae; Streptophyta; Zygnematophyceae; Desmidiales; Closteriaceae.
AUGAUGAGGCGGUUCAUGUUCUUCUCCGUCGCCGUCGUGCUAUGCCUUCUCGCGACGCUGCCCGUGAAAUCGGCCGAACCGUUACAGCAAGGGCUGGAUAAGCUUACAGCGGGUCUGAAGACCAACAAGUAUUACAGGGGAUUUCAGGCGAAGCUGAAGCAGCUGCAAAUGAACCGGAUUUGGACCGAAACUAAGAACUACGUGACGAAGCAAUCCGCCGACAAGAUGGCCAAUUACACCAAGAUGCGAACCGCAAUCAUGUGUGUCAUGAGGGGAAGGGACUCCCAGGGUAACCAGAUUGGGCAAGAUCGGGCGUUUGGAUUUUUCUAUAUCCUCCUUUUUAAGAGAGACGACGGCGAUUUCGACGGCUACUACGGGGGCUUUGUCAAGCUCAAGGACCCUGAAAAACCCAUAGCAGCAGCUAUCAGCACGGGCUACGAAGGCGAAGACGGGUCCACAGUGAUCGAUUUCGGAGCCGAAGUCACCUGGGGAAACGCGUCCCGAUCCAGCAGCCUCGGGCUCAUCUCAUGGUUCCCAAAAUCCUCCGCUCCGCUCGGCUAUAACUACUACUUCCGGGGGUCAUGGAUCGGAAUGAGCGCGCUUACUGCUGCUGACGGAUCUGUUCUUUCCGAUGCGAUACUGGCCAUUGGGAAGAAGACUCAGGCGCAUUAUGGCGCCGUGGCAAAUUCCAAUUACCCCAGCGGGGCCGUUCGUGGCCAAUGCGGGGUCGACACGUCAGGAAUCAACUUUUAA